Molecule: messenger RNA, 9288 nt
Organism: Lutra lutra (Eurasian river otter)
Lineage: Eukaryota; Metazoa; Chordata; Mammalia; Carnivora; Mustelidae
Product: triadin-like
Exons: 11
Coding region: 485-1498 (337 amino acids)
Cellular component (GO): sarcoplasmic reticulum; membrane
Molecular function (GO): signaling receptor binding
Source: RefSeq, a predicted model, not a curated record
UUCAUGUUUUCUGACAUAGACCCCAAGGUCUGUAAUUAUCUUAGGGAAACUGCGGGGGCGUAGGCAGUACUUUUUAGUUAUUUUUGUUGUUGUUGUUGUUGUUGUUUCCUUAGCUUUCUUUGGGGCUGAAGAGCUGGGGUGUGUGUGUGUAUGUGUGUUCCCCUAGAGUGCCAAAAAAAAAAAAAAAAAAAAAAAGUGCUGAAGAGUCCUAGGGAGAUGAGGCUAUUUUUGUUCGAAGCUGAUACUUCUGCCUGAGCCACAAGUGCUGCUUGGAAAGGGCUCAGGUUGUUUCCAGGGGGAGAACUCUGCAGAGAAGAGACGAAGUUCAACAGGACAACAAAGGGGCAGCAGAAACAGCCAGGAAAACGAAGAGCCCUCACGUUUUUCACACAGAGCCCCCUAUCAGAGUUCUCGAAUUCUAAAGUAUUCUGCAAAGUGCCACUUGACCGGAACUUUUCGCCUGCCUUUCCUUUCUCCAACCACCAUGACUGAGAUCACUGCUGAAGGAAAUGCAUCUACUACCACAACUGUGAUCGACAGCAAAAAUGGAUCCGUGCCCAAAUCCCCUGGAAAAUUGCUGAAGAGGACGGUCACAGAGGACAUAGUGACAACAUUCAGCUCCCCAGCAGCCUGGCUUCUGGUCAUUGCUCUGAUAAUCACAUGGUCAGCUGUUGCUGUUGUUAUGUUUGACCUAGUGGAUUACAAAAACUUUUCAGCGAGCUCUCUUUCCAAGAUUGGCUCAGAUCCUCUAAAACUUGUGCAUGAUGCUGUGGAAGAAACCACGGACUGGGUCUAUGGCUUCUUUUCUUUGUUGUCUGACAUCAUCUCGUCUGAGGGUGAUGAAGAAGAUGAUGAUGAUGGGGAUGAGGACGCUGAUAAAGGAGAAAUAGAGGAGCCUCCCUUGAAACAAAAAGAAAUACACAAAGAUAAGACUGAAAAGCAGGAGAAACCUGAAAGGAAAAUACUAACUAAAGUUGCACACCGAGAAAAAGAAAAAGUAAAAGAAAAAGAAAAAGAAAAAUCUGAAAAAAAAGAAGAGAGGAAAGCCAAGGCUGAAGAGAAGAUUAAAAAGGAAGUGAAAGGUGGGAAACAAGAGAAAGUGAAGCCAACAGCUACAAAAGUCAAAGAAGUACACAAAACUCCACCUAAGCCCAAAGAGAAGGAGGGGAAAGAGACUGCGGCUGUGUCCAAGCAUGAACAGAAAGAUCAGUAUGCAUUCUGUCGAUAUAUGAUUGACAUGUUUGUCCAUGGGGAUUUAAAACCAGGACAAAGCCCAGCCUUACCACCUCUAUUACCAACAGAACAAGCUUCCAGACCCACUCCGGCAUCACCUCCUCUUGAAGAGAAAGAAGAGGAAAAGAAGAAAGCUGAGAAGAAAGUGACUUCUGAAACAAAAAAGAAAGAAAAAGAAGAUGUCAAAAAGAAAAUGGAUAAGGACACUGCCGUGGAUGUGAAAAAAAAAGGUAUUGUACUUUGUUUCCUUAGGUUAUGCUCAUGAUGCUUGUUCAUGAGAGGAUCUGGGGGCAAGGUAAACAAACUGGAUAUAGGUACUUAAAUCUCUCUAUGUGCAGGCCAUCAAAGCAAACAUUGCACUAGACAAAAUUAAGCAUGCAAGGAAGACUUUAUUCAAGGCUGUUGUAAUAGAGGAGGGAGGUCACAACUCAUUCUGAACUCAAUUUCACUGAAAUAAAAAGCAGGAGGGUUUUUAAGAGCUGCAAAGGGGUGGAGAGUUGUAAGCCCUCUGUGUGUGCUAAUUGGCUUACUCAAAGAAAAGUAAACUUUUUUCUUAGUGACUUAAUGACAGGAGUGUGGUUUUACAACUUGGAGCAAGACACCCCAAAGGAGUGAGAUUCUUACUAUUCCAAAGAAACUAGGCGUUUGGGGUACUAUUGUUCUCGAUGAUGACUACAUUUCAAAGGGAUGGCUCCCUUAUCCCUGAAAAGGGUAUUCUCAGGUUUAGAAAACCGGAAAGAGUCUUUUAGAAAGACAUAUCUCAAAGGAGCAGAGAAAGAAUUUACAAUUACAAGUCUUCUGAAGUAAAUGCUCUAAGAAAAGGGAGGGCAGGAGCCUAAGGUGAGACAGAAGUCUGUCUAAAGCUUAGUGAAGCUGAAGAGAACUUUAAGGCCAUCCUGGUGAAGACAAAAUGAAAUUGAGAAGAGCUACAGAGCAUAAUAACACCAUUUUGCAAAGCUAAGAAGCUCAGAGAGAACAAUGCAGCCCAUUAAGAAAUAGUAUUGUUCAACAGCUUAGAUUUUUGCUUUAUAUUUAGUUGUGCUUUAAUUCUUGUUCAAACAUGAAUACCGGCUUCUAUUCAGGUUAAGCUUAAGUCUAGGUGAAAAAGAUAGUUGUCUUGUAUCAUGAGAUAUUAUGGUUUGGUGUUAAGUGUUCUCAUCCCAAAUAUUUCCUCCACUGGUGUCAGUGAUGCUUGAAAUUCCACCAUUAGAGAUAUUCCAUUCCUUUGAGUUAUGAAGGAAUUGUCCUCUAUUAAAAUGCAAAUCUCCGAGGGCCUGUGUGUACAGGGUAGCAAACUAAUUCUUCUCAGUUAUUAACACUUAAAGUGAAAGAGGUUUCCAGAUCUUCUCUGUGUAAUAAUAUGCUGGAAACAAUGCCCUAGAAAAUGAGGCAGUAGGUCACUUCAGUGAAGGAGAUGUUGAAGAGAGAACUUCAAAGUAAGCCAUUGUGUGCAGAGAGAAAGAUUGGAUGGCAUCAGCAAAAAGCUUUUUUUCUUAGGAAGUAUAAAACCUCUGUCGGGGGGGAAAACGUAAUGGUGAAGGAUCCUGGAAAGGGAGACCGACCACAGGAUGCCAAACUAGAUAGCAAAAAGUAGCAAAUAGGAAUUGCAGGAAAUCCUCAACAUCACGCUGUAAGCAGGGUAAAAAAAGUUUUAAAUAUUAAGAGUUGCAUGAUGGUAUAUGAUUCAUGAAAUGCUCAGAAGAGACCUCCAGGUGUUCUGUGAGUCUGAGCUCAUUGCCAAAUUCUUUGCAUUCAAAUUUUUAUUAUUAAGGAUGUAUUACUAUAGAGUCUGUUGUAUUAUCAAACACUCAUUGAUUUUAUUUGGUUUAAAACUUUCCUCAUGUCCCUGGUGAAAUAUGUAUCUUAUCAUAAAAAGAGAAAAUGCAAUUCUGACUAUAUGAUGAUACUGAGAACUUGGUUGCUGGGGUCUAUGUAUCUGGGCCGUGAAAGGGAAACAAGGUUCUCUUUUCUGGGCCAUCAGUUUUGCCAAGUAUUUGCAGAAGGAAGUUUUGAAUUGUAAGCUUCAAAGUUUUUGUUAGACAUUUGCAAAUGCAAAAUCAGAAAAAUACUUUCGCCAAAACUCAGUGAUGUGUGUGGUUAUCAUUUGGGUUUGGUUUCAGUUUUUUAGGAGAAAGGCAAUACACCUUUAUAUACAGUGAGUGAUAGGAAAAUUCGAUGUUUCUCUGUUACUGGGAGACCCAUAUUAUUAGCCCAGCAGUCAUGUCAAAGCAAGGUUGUAUACCACUGGCAAGAGAACGGAUUUUGCCAAUAUCACUUCCCACAAUGUCAGGGUUCACUCACUCACUUCCUACAAGGCCAGGGCUCAUGGGGUCAUCCGUUAAUACAGAGAACGUCCUGGGUGGCUGCUCAACAUAGAUGGGGAGGGCUGCUCAGCCAGUGCUGAAAAACAGCUUUGUCCUUCUUGGAACCAGUUGUCCGUGUGUGUGUUUGUCAUUUUUACUUUUGAUGACACAAAAUACUGUUGGCCUUAAAAAUUAGUUCAGCUUCCUCAUGGAAAUAUGUAUAAAUUGUUUGUAUACAAGCUCUUGACCCCCAGAUACUCAAAAUUGUGUGUGUGUAUGUGUAUGAGUGUGUGAGAGAGACAGACAGACAGACAGAGAUUCAACCAAUACUGGUAUUUAACUCUUGUUUCUUUUUAGAGUUUAAUAAUUCUCCAGCUGCAUUUUCAUGUGAGAGGCAAUAUGGUUUAAAAACAGCAAGUUUGCAAUGUGAAAGUAGUAAUUUCUAGAGAUAAUGAGAGAAAUUGAAAAUAACCUGAAAUCUUGAGGAGCUGGGGCACAUAUGUCAUUUCUUCCUAAAGUAGUUGGAAGAAUAUGGCAGAAUGUCUGCUGCUACUACUCUAACCCCAAAGAGUAAAAAAUUUACAACAUAAUAUAUGCCUAGAUGCUGAUGGGUUUUAUCGUGAUAUUUUAUUAUAUUUAUAUUGAAUUUUAUAUUAUUUACAUUUAUGUAACAUAUAAAGUUACCUAUUUAUUAUAUUAUUUUAUUUUAUUAUAUUAUAUAUUAUAAUUACGUAUAUGCAAAUGAACCUAAGACUUAAAUUCUAUGAUAUAUGAGCCUCUGCUGCCUGAAACUGGUAAAUCACACUUUGCAAAUGAUCUGGGCUAGGGAAAAUGUGGGUGGGAUUUUGCAUGAUAUAAAAUUGUCAGUUCACAAAUUAAUAGUGGUUGGAAGUAGGUAAUUGUUGCAUCAGAGUUUAUUACAAUGAUCUCUUGUUUUGUAUAUAUUUCAAAUUGUCCUGGUGAAGACAAUUGGCUGCCACUUAAAAAACGCUGUGUGAAACGGGGAAAAAAGUCACCAGGAUAUUUUUACAGUCUUAUGAGAUAUGUUUCAGCCUAAAUACCAUGAAGAUAAACAAUCAAGAAAGAAAAUAAAAGCUUUUAAAAACCAUCUCCCUAUGCUUAUGUCAGACUUGAGUGUUAGACAUAACACAGCACUUAAGUUAGGGCAGACGGAAGGGCUCCUGUACAGGAGAAUUGAUGUGUACACAGGUGGCGAAGUAUGGGAAGGAUGGGAAGGACAGCAGUCAAGGGGCUGCUCCUGGAUUGUUGAGACCAGGGCACGCCAGCUGGUCAGGAAGCUGCUUCAGUCACCGAAGCUGCCUCUUACCCACAGACUAGACCCUGGGGAUGUUGACACCAGCCUUGGCAACUGACUCACAUCCAAGUAACCUUAAUCACAACAUUUCUGCUUUUCAGUCUCCUGGAGGUGGGUCUGAUUGGUAGAAUUACAUCUACUGCAAGAGAAUUAGGAAGAGGUGGGGUUUUGGUAAAACGGAAGUUGAAAGAGGCUGUCCAAGGUCUCUACAUAAAGAUACGGACAUGGUUUAUAAGAUAAAACUCAUAUAAUAAGAGAAGGUUUUUGAAGACCUGAAUUGUACAAAGAUGGCUCAGUCAAGCAGCAUGAUAAGAAUGUGGCAAUUUGAAGGGCCCAGGAGACAUACUUAAACUCAUUUGUGUUGUUCUUUACCUAAACCCUAGAUCAAAGAAGCAUGGAUAUUCUUCCUCUCUUUAUGUCACAAAAUAAAAUUUUUGAAGAAAUAAUUUUCUUAGUGCUUGAUGGGAUGAUAAUGGCUAAAAAAACAAUUGCUUUUCCUUAUAAAGCAAUAAUUAUAAUUUGGAGAAAACACAUAAACCAUUAUAGAAAUGGGUCAAAAGUAUGAUUCAUUUCUCUCAGAUUGGCUUCUUUGGAGUUGUAAGUUAUUUUACACUUUUUGGAGUUAAAUUCAUUACCACCCUGUAAUGUUUAUGAGCCUAUUAAUUAUGAAGGUGAUUUUGACAUGAUAACUGAUAAUGGCGUAAAAUGAUGUUUCAUUAUCACACUUUGGAACAUGAUUUUUUUCCCCAAGAAUUAUCUGAAUUGGAAUAUAAAUUACAAGAAAGAUUGAAAAACCAGACUAGUUUUUCUGGACUAGCUGCUAGAAAAAAGCAAAUUCACUCAUUCGUUUAUUCUUGCAUGCCUUCUUGCCGACAACAUUCACUUAAUGCCUACUCCCUACCAGCCAUGGUACUAGGUGCUAAGUACACAGAGGUAGAUAAAUGAACAUAAGCCCUAACCCUAAUGGAGCUUACAGUUUGAUAAGGGAGGCACACAGUGAAUUAGUGGACAAAAUGUCCAUAAGUACAAUGUGGGGUAAGGCCCACAGGGGAAACAAAUUUGGGGUAAUAGCAGAAAGCUGGGGAGCUAUUUAAAUAGAUAAGCUUGUCAGAGCAGGCUUGUCUAAGAGACAACAUCUAAAUUGGAAUCUGAUAUAUUAGAAGGAUCCAGCCAUCAAUGCGUGCAUCUUUAUGCAACGUGUAAAUGUGAAUAUGGUGUGUAUGUGUGUAUGUGUGCGUGUAUGUAUGUGCGAUAUGUAUAUAUGCAAUAUGUCUGGGAGGAAGUACAAGUGGUCAGAACACACAGGACAUAUGUAAGUGCUGUAUUUAUUAAAAGUGUAAUAGGAAACACUUGAAGGGUGUUAGCAGUGUAAGAAAACAUUCUGAUUUAUGUUUUAUACAAAGUAUAUACUCAUUUUGAUAGUGGGUAAGAGAGGGAAAAGGGAAGAGGUAUACUAGUUAAAAGAUUGUAUCUUUUAUUGAGAUGGAGAAGCCUAUAUGGGGAGCAACUAUAAUGGAAACAAUCUAGAGUUUCCUCUUAAGUAUGUUAAGUUUCAAGUGACUAUGACAUAUCAUUCACAUUUUGUAUCAAGAACUAUUUUAACUGUUUUACAAUAUUAACACAUUCUAUCUUUAUAAUACGUGAAUAAAUAGAUUGUUAUAAUCCUUAUUAUACAUUGAAUAACCUGAGACACAGAGAGGUUAAGUAACUUACCCAGGGUCACAUAGAUAGAAAAUAUCAGGGUCAGGAUUUUAACCCAUAUACUCGGAAGAAGCAGUCAGAUUUAUGGGUCUGGAUCUCAGAGGGGAAUCUGAAGUCAAACUAUAAAUACAAAAAUCCGUAUCAAUCAUAGUUAUUGCCCUGGGAAUAAAUGAGAUUACCCAGAGAGACUGUGUCAAAAGAAAAAGAAAGUGGAAUACAGAAUCAAGACCUGGGGAAUUCCAACAUGUAGAGAUUAGAUAAUGGAACAUAAAGCAAAAGAGGCUGAAAGGAAUUGCUGGAUAGGUUAAAGGAAAAGCAGAAGAGUUCAGUAUUAGAGACAUUUUAGAAAUGAAUGGUUCAAGAAUCACGAAGUCAUCAACCUUGUGACUGUUACUCAGAAGCCGUGACAGGAGAGCAGGAUUGAUGAGAGCGCCUCCUAUGGGAUGAAAGAAAGCCAGACUGCGGGGGCGGGGCUAAAAUGGAGUAGAAAGCAGUGAUGGUUUUUAAUUGUGCCUCUUCGAAAGAGUAAAGACUCUUUUUUUGUCUUUUAGCUUUGUUUUGGGAGGUGAAUUUAGAGCCUAUGGACAUAAAAACACAGUGUGAAAGACUGAUGCUCAAAGGGACAGGGGAUAAGUGGAAGACUAAGAGAUCAUUUAGAAUUCAUUGUUUGAUGGGCACAUGGGUGAAAAAAAUAAUCUGCUUCUUAAGGAUAAUGCCACAGAAGCUCCAGUAGUAAAAUGUUGGUGUUUUCAAGUUAGGAAGAAGAAUUUAUCUAGAUUGCCUUAUAAAAAGAAGCAUGCAUUUGCAAGAUAUACAAUGUAAGAUUAGGCAUCUGUGGUGAUAAAACUAAAACUCCAAUAGUAAAUACAGUCUGAUUUGAAAGCCUCAGUUUUAGAAAAAAACGUAUCAAAAUGUCCUUGAUGCUCACUGACUGGUAACAGGUAAGUUUGUGAGAGAUACUUUAAUGUUUUUAAAGAAUUAUUCAUUCAUAAAAAACCCACAAAACUCAUACGGCUUAUGCUGUUUUAAAGAAUGCAAUCCUAUCUAUUUCCAUAGCAUAUUUUCAGUUAUUGUUUGGGGCAAAUACAAUUAAAUUCUGCACAAACUAAAAUCUUUGACUAUUUUAUUUCAUUUCUCUAUGUAAGUCUACUAUUGUCAUUGAGAAAUUGUAAUACUUUACAGAAGCAUAUAGCUUUGAAUAUGUCAUUAAAUUUUAUGCCUACCAGACAUAGAAGAGCAUCUAUUUUACUUUAUGAAUCUUUUGUAACAGAUUGUUCUAGCUACUAGUGCUCAAAAUAAUUUACAUGGCAGAUUACAGACCACUAAAAUAAAUUUAUAUGUAAUUAAAAGUAGCUUCCUUGAAAUAUUUAUAUGUACAGAUAUCACUGGGUAAGAUAAUAAACAUUAUAUCUUUCAUAUGCUUUCACUGUUAAGUUUUAGUUUAAAAAAGCAAAUUUCUAUUUUCCAGACUUGUAUUUUGAGACUAUUAUUGUAGGUUUUUAUGCUCACUCUAUCUCUUCCUGUCUAUCUGAAAAGUACUUGGUUUUAGAAAGUUAUCCUGUAUUUGAAUUUUGUAUUUUGCAUAUAUGUAUUUGGGAAGAAUUUGACAAAUAUAUCAGCUAAGUAUUAUUUGCUAAACACUUUGAAACCUAGAUUUUUUUUUCUAGAGUUCUACAAAUUUUGUAGUAAUGUACCAGUUAAUAUCAAGUUACAAAGAAACAGAUACUUCACACACUUUUGGUUGAUAUCAGGGCAGUUGUAGUAAUGCAUGCUGUAAAUGAAAUUAUUAAAAAAUUUAUUGAAGUAAAUAAUGGGAAAUCUGGCACAAAUAGACCGGAUCUAAUUAGUAAUUCCCAGCCUUGACUUAGGGAUGCUUUGUAAUUAUAAGGCAACAGUAUGUGCCUUUCAAGUUAGUUAUUUUGUUCCCGUAUAGAUUAGGUUGCAAAUCCAAGUUCAGUUGAUGGCAGCUUGACUAUAUUAAAAACAUUUACAAUGCUUGAAUUGCCUUAAAGGUAAAAGAAUAUAUUUUCAAGUGUUUUGUAAUCACAGAGAUGUAAGACAAUAGUUACUUAUUCUCUAGAGGGCAAAGGAUUUUGUGAUAGAACAAUACAGGAACGUCUGCUGACUUGUUACUUAAUAUGAUAGCUUUGAUUACCUCUUAUAUCACAUCUGGUUUAGCCGCCUAGAAACUGAACUGCUUGAGAAGGUGAGAGAGAGGUAAUAUCAUACCAUGCUGUGGGAUCUCAGGAGAUAAUCCUCCAUGUUCUAGCUUUCGGUUUGAUCAAUACAGAAGUGUGUUUGGGUCCAAUGCUAACAUGAAGCCAAGGUUCUUGGAUUUAAAAAGGAAUUCAAAAUACAUCUUAAACUUCAGAAAGGGAAAGGAUUUAUAUUAAAACAUAUUAGGCCUGGAAAAAAAGGGACCGGUAUAUGAGUAACUAAUUUCAAUCUUCUUAAUACUUGCUAUGGAGAAUCAGAACUAUCCUCCCAGGGAAGACAGAAAGAAAAUAAGCCCUAAAUUUGAGUUGUGUUGCAUUUUGUGAAGUACUCUCAAGAGGGAGGAUUAAGAUACAUAUGAGAAAUAAUCAGUAAAUAGACAAGUAUUUCUUCUCUUUUUGCACGGGCAUAUUGAUCUUUUAAGUAUUUCCUGUACCCAUAGUAUAUAAAUUAUUUUUAACCACAUUUUAUAUUUAGAAUGGAUUAUUUUCUGAAAAAAAAAAAAAGAAACUAAUUUAAUUU